Sceloporus undulatus (fence lizard) is the source of this 4046-nucleotide messenger RNA. It is a transcript of the gene UNC13D, whose product is annotated as unc-13 homolog D. NCBI's taxonomy places the organism in Eukaryota, Metazoa, Chordata, Lepidosauria, Squamata, Phrynosomatidae. The record is from RefSeq and is a predicted model, not a curated record.
GGAACAGGCUUCUGACUUCAGAGUUCUAUGCUUUUGUCUGACAUCUUCCUCCACUUAGCUCAGGCUUUUCCUAGUCCUUUGCAGCAUGGAGGCCCCAGGGCUGGCAAUCCUUACAGAAGACAGCAGAAAAAUGGACCUGUCCCAUAAAUUUACAAAGAAAGAGCUCACUCUGCUGUAUGAAGAAGUCCUCUAUACCAUUCAUCAUCGCUUGGGCAAACCAGAUCCAAACCAUGUUGCUGAUCCAGAUGAACUGUAUGCAUAUGUGCAGAAGGCCUUUGGUAUGGACCCAGAUGAACACCGCAUCAACCUACAGAGGGUCAAACAGCUAGAGAAACCAAUUUUUUGUCUCAAAGCAACUGUCAAACAAGCCAGGGGUAUUCUGGGUAAAGAUGCCAGUGGACUGAGUGAUCCAUACUGCCUCCUAGGGCUAGAAACUAAAAGGGAAGGCUCUUCCACCAAUGGCAGUGCCCAUCAAGAGAACAAGAAACGGGCAAAGGCAGUGGUGAAGAAUCUGAUCCCUGAAGACCAGACCCAUCGCACCCAAGUCAUCAUUCAGACACUAAAUCCUGUGUGGGAUGAAACUUUUAUCCUGGAGUUUGAAGAUAUAGCAAAUGCCAGAUUUCAUUUGGACAUGUGGGAUUCUGAUGAAGUUGAAACUGUACGCCACAAGCUGGGAGAAGUAACAGACCUUCAUGGCCUAAAGAGGAUUUUUAAGGAAGCUCGGAAGGACAAAGGACAGGACGACUUCCUAGGGAAUGUGGUUCUUCACCUGCAGGACCUGCACUGCAGGAAUGACCGCUGGUACAAACUGGAACCUCGUACAGAAACCUAUCCCAACCGAGGACACUGUCACCUACAGUUCCUUUUAAUCCAUAAGAAGAGGGCCACCGUUGCCAGCAAGACACAGCCAAGCUAUAUGGUUCACCGGCAUCUUCUACAGCAGAUGGUUUCUUAUGAGAUUCUUCAGCAUCAGGCUGGCAGCACUUCCUGGGAUGGUGAACUGAGCAAGCACGCUAAUACAAUCUUGUACCUACAUGCUACUCAGAAAGACCUUUCAGACUUUCACCAGGACAUGGCGCAAUGGCUUGCUUAUAGCAAACUAUAUCAGAUCUUAGAGUUCAACAGCAAUUGCUUGCUCCACCAAAUCACCAGCAUAGAGUACCAGUGGGUAGAAGGACGGUUAAGAUCUGAACAGCAAACAGAAUUGACUGACUCUUUCCAGUCCUUUCUCACCUAUGGACUUUCAGUCCUUCAGAGGUAUAGGAUUGUCUUCCCACUCUCUGCUCCUAAGUCUACAGAAAGGCUACAGUCUUUGCUCAGGGUCUUGGUCCAGAUGUGUAAAAUGAAAGCCUUCAGAGAGUUUUGUACUCAUACCCCUGACCUUCAGCAAAUGGUAAAAGAGGCUCUCAAGGCUGGAACAGCAGAGUGGUUUCAGAUGAAGAAGCAGCACCUGAAGCCGAUGGUAAAGAGUAUGGAGGAGUCUGGUAAGGCCCUGGUCGAGCUUCUUGUGGAAGUGAAUGCAGAUCUCCAGCAGUGUCUCAAAACCUGGAACAAAUAUUUCAUCAGCACUGUGAGAGUGGAUCUCUUCUCAGUUGCAUAUCUUGAAAUGGAGCAGCUGGUUUCCUGUUAUGUCAAGGAGCAGCUGAAUGAGAUUGACAGUGGCAUGUCCCAACUCACAGCAGAGAGUCUGUUCCAGCUCUAUCUCAGCCUGCAGGAACUCUAUCGCCUGAAGGACUUUGUGAGCAACAGAGAAGGUCCUCUUGAACUGACCAACUUCCACCAUUGGUUUAAGGAGGCCAUCCCUAAAUGGCUGCAGAAGGCAUACACAAUAGCUCUCGAAAGGACCCAGAGGGCUGUCCAAGUAGACCAGCUAGUGCCAUUGGGGGAGGUGAAUAAGCACAGUACAUCCACCGUGGACUUAUCCACGUGUUAUGCCCAGAUGGUCAAGACCUGGCAGCAGCUGGACUGGCCAGAUCCUGAAGAGGCCUUCAUGAUCAUGGUGAAAUUUGUUGAGGACAUGUGUAAAAUUGCUCUGACAUACUGCCGGUUGAUCAAGAAAAGGGCAGAAGAAUUGUCAUCAAACCAACGUGAGGAGGGAGAAGCAGCUAACAAGCUCUGUGUUGUGGUGAACAACAUUGAGCAGCUCCGCACAAUGAUCCUGAAGUUGCCGUCGCAGCUGGACUGGACACGUCUGGAGCAGAAGGCUGGAAAUGUUAUUGCCCCAGAACAAUUCCAGAACACACUCCACCACCAGCUUCAGGCUACCGUCACCUGCCUCAACAGCGAGAUACGAAGUGUGGUCCAGACCUUGGGAACCAAACUGGAUGCUGGAAUUGCCAGGCACAUCCAAGAAUUGUCGGCCUCCAGUGACUCUAAGGACCCAGAGGAUAGCAUCACCCCUUUAAUGAAAUUCUUGGAAUGUGAGCUCCAAUACCUAAGUGGGAACCUGGUCCAGGAGAACUUCAAUAGCCUCCUGGGGCUGCUGUGGAAUCACACCCUGGAGCUGCUGAAAGGGGCUGCAAAACAGAAAGCUGGCAACUUGAGGCACUUCAGGAAAUUGCAAUUUGCCCUCCAGAGCUUGGAACUCUGUUUUCAUGCUGAGGGCUGUGGUUUGCCAAAGGACACCCUUCACACUACAACAUUUACGGCUCUGGAAAAAGAGUUGGACCUCUGCUCUUCCACCAGCAGAAGACUUAUUCAGAAGUAUUUCAGUGCCCGAAUCCAGCAGCAGAUGGAGGCUGGCCCCGACAAAUAUGGAGCUGUGACCAUUAAAGCCCUCUACCGCCACUCAGAACAAAAGCUGCACAUUGAAGUACUCAAUGCUGUUAACCUCCUUCCCCUGGACUCCAAUGGUUCAAGUGAUCCCUUCAUCCAACUCACCUUGGAGCCGCGGCAUGAGUUCCCUGAGGUCAUGGCACGGACAACCGAGUGCAUAAAGAACAGUCUCCACCCUCUCUUUGAUGAAGUAUUUGAAUUUUUGGUCCCUCCAGAUAAAUGCCAACAAGAUGGAGCAUGCCUAUUGCUCACAGUGUUUGACUAUGACACCUUAGGCGCCAAUGAUCUGGAGGGAGAAGCCUUCCUCCCCCUCUGCAGAGUGUUGGGACUGAAUGAAAAGGAAGAAAUCAUCAAUCCCUCUGUAGUGCCACAGAUCCGUCUGUCUUUGACUCAUCCUGGAACUGCUGGCAAUGAAAUCUUAAAGAUUUUGGAGAUCCGAAAAGGAGACAAAGAAGCACAGGCUUUUGUGAAGCUCCGCAGGCAAAGGUCCAAGCAGUCAAAGGAGUCAGAGUGACAGUAGCCAAACAGGAGGGCUGGGACUGGCCUGAGGAGCAAAAGGCCCUGAAAAACCAUGGCAACAGCAAGUUACACACCAGAGAGAGCACAGGCAGAAGCCACGAGACUUUAGAUGCUUUGGCUGGUGGCUUUGAUGCAGACAGUGCGAUUCUUUUGUCAGCACACACUACUGAGCUGCAGCAAGGCCAAAUGCUCUCAGUUGUGUUUGGAUGAAUGUUUCUUCUGUUUUCAUCCAAGAGGCAAUGGGAAAGAGUUGUGUGGUGCUACACUCUCUUGAGCAUUCUCUAUUUGCAGCAGGGUGUGAACUCUGAAAACAUGGAACUACUUUUGAAGCUACUGCUAAGAAAAAUUGUUAGCAAACACAAACAUACACAGCCUCUGGAAAGAGCCUGUUUGACUAGCAAAGCUUGUAAUGAGCCCCUUGUGCAGGAAGUACCAGAGCAUCUAAUCUCUGGUGCAGGAAAUUCUUUGCUCUCCAGAUGGCAUGGAAAGCAGGCUGCCUGUUAUGUGUCAAUGCCAAAGCAGGGAGGGGUCACCUUUUGCCAAGGAAGAGACACACCUGCUAAUUUCUGCUCUUGCUUCUGAUUAAGGACCGUUGGCUUAACAGGGAAUUAAAUGGCAUGGUGGCUGGCAAGGCACUGAUGUGGAAUCGAUCCCUAAACAUCUGCAGGGUAGUUUUGAUUGUUGCAAAGAAGGCACAGAUGCUGCUGGGGAGUGUGACAUCUUGCAGUUUAAUGUAGCAGACAUUUUUUUUU